Messenger RNA from Aspergillus puulaauensis, 1233 nucleotides. It is a transcript of the gene cwc2, whose product is annotated as active spliceosome conformation promoter CWC2. The record is from RefSeq and is a predicted model, not a curated record. Lineage: Eukaryota; Fungi; Ascomycota; Eurotiomycetes; Eurotiales; Aspergillaceae. The transcript has 2 exons. The coding region runs from base 1 to 1233 and encodes 410 amino acids. Gene Ontology annotation, cellular component: Prp19 complex; U2-type catalytic step 2 spliceosome; U2-type catalytic step 1 spliceosome. Gene Ontology annotation, molecular function: pre-mRNA binding; U6 snRNA binding; metal ion binding.
AUGGCAGAGACAGCAGAGAUAGAUACUCCACCGGUUGAAAUACCGGUGGAUCAAGCACAGCAAGAAGGAGGAGAGGAACAGCAACUCACACCGAAUGACGAUAACGCCCUCGUCCAGUCCGAAACUGCUGUGACGACCACCACUGACGCUGACGGCACGCAAAAGAAAACAAAAAAGAUUAUCCGAAAGAAGCGACGACCAGCACGGCCACAGGUUGAUCCCGCAACUGUCAAAUCUGAGCCGCCGCCUCAGACGGGAACAGUCUUCAACAUCUGGUAUAACAAGUGGUCUGGAGGUGAUCGCGAGGACAAAUAUCUCUCAAAACACGCGGCGCCAUCGCGAUGCAACAUUUCAAAGGAUAGUGGCUAUACGCGCGCGGAUAAAGUGACGGGCUCCUAUUUUUGUUUGUUUUUUGCUCGUGGGGUUUGCCCGAAAGGCUAUGAAUGCGAAUAUCUCCACCGCCUCCCUACGCUUCACGAUCUUUUCAACCCGAAUGUGGACUGCUUCGGCCGUGACAAGCACAGCGACUACCGCGAUGACAUGGGCGGUGUGGGCUCGUUCAUGCGCCAAAACCGCACACUCUACGUUGGCCGGAUCCACGUAACCGAUGAUAUCGAAGAGGUCGUAUCGCGGCAUUUCGCAGAAUGGGGCCAGAUCGACCGGAUCAGAGUGCUUACAUCGCGUGGCGUCGCUUUUGUUACGUAUACAAAUGAAGCAAACGGGCAGUUUGCAAAAGAGGCGAUGGCACACCAGAGCUUGGACCAUAGUGAAAUCCUUAAUGUCAGAUGGGCGACAGUCGAUCCGAACCCGUUGGCACAGAAGCGGGAGGCUAGGAGACUGGAGGAGCAGGCUGCCGAGGCUGUGAGGAGAGCAUUACCGGUUGAGUUUGUGGCAGAAUUAGAGGGGAGGGAUCCAGAGGCGAGAAAGAGGAAGAAGAUCGAAGGCAGUUACGGAUUGCAGGGGUAUGAGCCGCCAGAUGAGGUUUGGUUUGCGAGAGCGAAAGAAUUGGAGGCCGCAGGCGAUGAGACCGGCCAGCUUGAGGCGCCUGAACAACCGCUCAUGAUCGAAGGUGGAGGCUCGGCGGGUCAGCAAGAAGUUGGAGGUGGUGGGAUCUUCUCGAGCUCAACUGUUGCUGCGCUGAGGGGCUUGAGUGGUGGUAAUGUCACAACAAAACAAGCGCCGCAGGCUUCAGGGCCUCUCGUGGGAUAUGGAAGUGAUGACGAGAGUGAUUAA